GAGAGAAGAAUGGCUCUUGGAAAUGGAUCUUCUGUGACUGAAUUCAUUCUGAUGGGGUUAACAGACCGGCCAGAUCUCCAACUUCUCCUGUUCUUCCUGUUUCUAGUCAUUUAUAUAGUCACUGUGUUGGGAAAUUUGAGCUUGGUAAUUUUAAUUGGGUUGAAUUCAGAACUGCACACUCCCAUGUACUUUUUUCUCUUUAACUUGUCCUUCAUAGACCUCUGCUAUUCUUCUGUGUUUACACCCAAAAUGCUGAUGAACUUCAUCUCAAAGAAGAAUGUUAUCUCUUACACGGGAUGCAUGACCCAGUUAUACUUUUACUCUUUUUUUGUCAUUUCUGAAUGCUAUGUACUCAUGUCAAUGGCCUAUGAUCGUUAUGUGGCCAUUUGUAAUCCACUUCUCUAUAACAUAGCCAUGUCGCCUAAAGUAUGUUCCAACCUUUUGUUUGGUUCAUACAUGAUGGCCUUUUCAGGUGCCAUGGCCCACACUGGAUGCAUGCUGAGACUGACCUUCUGCAACGCAAACACCAUCAACCACUAUUUCUGUGACAUCCUCCCAGUGAUGCAGCUCUCCUGCACCAGCACAUAUGUCAACGAACUGGAGGUUUUCAUUGUGGCUGGCAUCAACAUCAUUGUGCCAAGCCUCACCAUCUUUCUCUCUUAUGGUUUCAUUCUCUCCAGCAUCUUUCAAAUAAACUCAAUUGAGGGUAGGUCCAAAGCCUUCAGCACCUGCAGUUCUCACAUAAUUGCUGUUAUUCUUUUCUUUGGGUCAGGUGCAUUCAUGUAUCUUAAGCCAUCUUCUGCUGGGACCAUGGAUGAGGGUAAAAUCUCCUCUGUGUUUUACACCAAUGUGGUUCCCAUGAUGAAUCCCCUAAUCUAUAGUCUGCGGAACAAAGAUGUUCAAUUUGCACUGAGAAGAACCCUGAAUAGAAGAAAAUUUUGUUCAAAAAUUGUAUGUUCUUUAUAG
Messenger RNA from Lepus europaeus (European hare), 966 nucleotides. Its product is annotated as olfactory receptor 8B3-like. Gene Ontology annotation, molecular function: odorant binding; olfactory receptor activity; G protein-coupled receptor activity. The record is from RefSeq and is a predicted model, not a curated record. Gene Ontology annotation, biological process: G protein-coupled receptor signaling pathway; sensory perception of smell. Bases 10 to 966 code for a protein of 318 amino acids. The transcript has a single exon. Gene Ontology annotation, cellular component: membrane. NCBI's taxonomy places the organism in Eukaryota, Metazoa, Chordata, Mammalia, Lagomorpha, Leporidae.